AUGCCGUCGUCGCCCUUACUGACUUCUUUGUCGCAUCACGUAGCCCCGUCCCAAAAGACGUUGCCAGACCUGCAGGACCCGCUGAAAUUCUCUCCUCGUUCAGCCUCACGACUCAACAGCUUCGACUUCGACGAUGAUAGCGAUGGGUGGGAGACCAUAGGCCCCCUGAGACCCCUAAUCGUCGACCCCUCCGCCUCCGCGACGAGCCGUGCCAUUGCCCACUCGCGCGAAUCCUCCCUCGAGAAGCUCCAGUCCGGCGGCCUCGCAGGCCUCGCAGGCAUACCCGAAUCGCCGCGAUCAGCCUCCUCGUCAAGAUCUGCUGGCCUUCGAUCGCCCACAUCGCGUCAGGGCCUUGGCGGAAUACUCGACCGUCUUGCAGACCAGAAAACGGGCGCAUAUGGACACCACCGCCAGACAUCCAUCGUUCAUGGCAUUCAACACUCGCGGAAUGGAAGCCUUAGUUCCUCUUCGAGUCCCCUCAGCCCCCAGAUGAUCGCGGCAGUUGGUGCCGGCAUGCCACCAGAACGACCGGAAAUGCCUACGAUGCCCAGCAUGGUUCGCCAGGACUCGGACUUGUCCACGGGCUCGCGCCCGCCGACUGCCAUGUCGGGCACGACGGCCAAUACAACUUCUCAACCGCUGGAGAGGACAUUGUCAGUCUCGGAAAGCGGCGCCAACACCUUGACCCAGAGGAGGGUGGUGCGCACGCACAGCAGGGCCCGGCGCGAUCAUGCACAUCAGCAGUCGCACUCGUCGAGACAUCACAAGGAUGAGCAGAAGACUGUCGGAGAAUAUGCAUUGCAUGUGUUGUUUACUUCUUUUAUUGCGCAUGCUGAGGAAAAGCUCAAUGAGUGUAUCACCGUGCCUUUCGACCCCGAGCCGCCGAUCGAGCAGAUAUGCGGUCCCGGUGCCGACCCAGCCUUUGAUCAAUUUAUCGUCGCCCUCGGACACAUUGCAAGCCCCAAACCCAAGUCGUUGAUAGACUCUAUAAUGCUCUGGAGGAAAUACAAAAGCGAAGCAGCGAACGAGGCACGGAGUCAGCUGCAACAGUUAAGGACCAACUUCCCCAGUGCAGCUCUUGUGAGGCGGAAUACCGAACCCUUACAAAUGAUGACGGGUAACGGGUCGUCAGAAGCCAGCACGACCAACGGGCCAACAUCCCUUGCCGCCAAGCAGGAAUACGUAGCUCAAGCAGAGCGCCGGUCUAUUGUAUCCAUCUACAUCCUGUGCCGGGUACUCCUGGAGGUCAUUUCACAGAGCAAUCUGAGUUGUAUCACUCCCGAGAUGGAGGAUAAGCUUGAGGGCAUCAUAUUUGGUCAACUGAAGAUUGCAGACGUCGAACAGCUGUACGUGUCGCCUCUCAAGUUGGCCAACUGGAACCUAUUCUCGCAGCUGCUGGGUGCCAUGAGCGAGAUAAACUUUGCCAGUGUCUCCGACCGCUUCAUUGUUGAUCUCGAGCGAUCUCUGCAGGAUCUGGGUGCCAGGAGUCCGACGACACCAAACAGAGACCCAGAGGGACAAGUCGAGCUAGUCUUGGGAGGUAUGAAGUACCUGCGCAUCAAGAUCGAUACAGAUGAGAAUUGGCACCAGGCUUGCGAUUUUCUCGUGUCGCUGGGUCGGCUCUUUGCGCGGUCUCACGGCCAGAAGGUGAAGUCGGCGUUUUGUCAAAUUCUUGAUACCCUCAUUAUUCCAAUCGCUGCCAAGGCCACCAACAAUCACUUCACAUAUCCCAGGUGGGCUGAAGUACUCAGCAACAUCAGCCCGCGCCUAGCCUCUAUGUUUGUCAAGCCGCGACAUUGGUCAGCAGCAUUUCCGUUGACCUCGACGAUGCUAUGUGUAUCUCCCCCGGAGAAUUCGAGCAAUCAAUGGCUUCAGUUGGUGCGGACGCUCCAGCCUCGGUUGAAGGACCGGACGGUGAGACCACUUUGCCUGCAGGCCAUUUCUAGACUGCUCUGGACGUAUCUGUAUCGAACCAACGAUUCAUCGAUUGCAGUAACGAGAAAACUGGACGAGGUCAUGCAACUCGUCUUGCCAACUACCAAGCGCACGUUUUCUGCCGCAGACACCGCUUCGAGCGGCCCUCUGAUCCAGAUCAUCAGGAUCAUUGGGUAUCGGUACCCUGAAUUUUGUUGCAAGAAUGUCAUUUUCCCGUUGAUCAAUGCUGAGCUAUUUAAUUCUAAUAAGGAGCUGAAAGUCGAGCAGCUUGAACCUGACAGGAUGGUCAUUGGGAUACGCGCUUUCCUCGUCAUAAUGGCUGACCUCGAAAAGGGGGAGCUCGGCCGGCCCCCCUUCCCACAACAGUAUUCAAUACCCUCUAACUCCGACCGCGUGCCCCCUAAUUCACCAGCGUCAACUUCAACCCAAAGCCCUUCCUUGGGAACUCCUUUGAUGCCCCAUCCUGACGAGUCUCUGUCACGGCCGGUUCAGCUCGGCGCAUUGGGCGAUGGCGCCCGAGACUAUUACAAGAAAUUUUCGGAAAUCCUGGGUAAAAUAACGAUCAUCUGUGACAACACGUUCGGAGGCCAAGCCGCUCUCGAUGAAAAGUUCAGCAGCCCCGGCCCGAAGACGCCUAUUGCCGAAACUUUCAAUUUCUCAAGACGCGACGACCACCAAAGUCCCGCUGACCAGAAGCAAGCGUUCUACGAACUUUUGCAUGUUGCAGUGCAGGCAUUGCCUCGCUGUUUGUCCGCCGACAUUCCCUUCAACUCGCUCAUCAAUCUACUCUGUACAGGAACGGCGCAUGUCCAGUGGAAUAUUGCUCAGUCGUCGGCUCAGUCGCUCAAGUCUAUUGCCAAACAGUCUCAUGCACAUCAAGUGACGAUGGGCUUUGCACGAUUCAUCUUCAACUUUGACGACCGCUAUUCCACCAUGUCUGACGGUGGCAUGCUCGGGCCCGGCCACAUUGAAAACACGCUGCGGCUCUAUGUAGAGCUAUUACAAAUAUGGCGGGACGAGAUCAGGCAGAAAACGAAGGACGCUGCAACUGACCCGACUGAAAUCAGCGGGAAUGACAAACGGGGCAUGAAGCUUGAUUUGUCCAGUAUAUGGGCUGAGGUUGAGCAUGUCGAAGCCCGCGGCCUGUUCUUUCUGUGUUCACAAUCGCGAAGAGUGAGGUACUACGCAAUCACUGUUCUCCGACUAAUUGUUGAGUUCGACACGGCAUUGGGCAAGGAUCGCACCCAAGAAAAGGAUAACUUCCGCCUCAUUGACAUAUUGGAGAACGACUCGGUCCAAGUCAUGAGUUUCAAGGAUGAACACCUGUCGGUGGCGGAACGAAGCCGACUGCAGAGGGGAAUGCAGAACAGCAACAACAAGGGAGCCCUGAUCGACCUCUGCACGAGUGACGUCUCGUAUGAUACAACUCUUUGGUUCAAAAUAUUUCCUAAUCUGAUACGGAUCGCAUACGAUCGGUGUCCAUUUACCGUCACCAUUGGCCGUGAUCUGAUCUGCAAUAGAAUAUUGCAGAUGUACAAGGCCAUCCUUCAGUUGUCGGAGCCCAGUAGGGGCCUGUACUACGGGUCUGAUCCCAACAGCGCCCGGUUUACUGGGAGGACGCCAACGACACAACCAGAAGUUCUCGUCGAGCAAUGGAAGCUGUAUCUGACUUUCGCCUGCACGACCCUAGCCGAUCCAGGAAGCGCAAUGAAUGGGGUGUUGCCAGGCAGUCAACAUCUGCGAAAGGGAUCCAAGUCUACCGAUAAGAUCGUCUCGGCAAGGAUCCUCUUCAAGUACCUCAUCCCGUUGCUGUCGGUAUCUUCGGCAUCCGUUCGCGAGGCCGUCGUGUUGUCUAUGGGCUCGGUCAACAUCAACAUCUACCGGACAUUGCUGGAGGAACUGCAAGGGCAGGUAUCCCGGUGCAAUGACGAGGCUCGACACAGGCUACACCAACGUUCUAACAGCGGGCCGCGUCGCAAUCGGAAGAUGGAUCUCUUAUGGACCGAGCUCACUCAUGUAUACAAACUGACCUCCCAUUUCCUUAAAGACCCCGAGGCUUGCCAAGACGAUUGGAUCCUUAACAAUCUCUGCGUCUAUACCAAAGACUUGAAGCUCUUCUUGAUGGACGGUGAAGUGCAAAUGGACUGGGAGUUCCAGAAACUGCGAAGACAUUACUGUGGCCUAAUGGAAGAGCUCUUUGAGGGUAUAAAUCGCACCAAAGAUCCAUCGCGCUGGAUGACAUUCGAGUCGCGGAAGUCCUCAUUUGCCCUGAUGGAAGACUGGUGUGGGUUCUCACCCAAUCAGCAGCAGAUUCGCCAGAGAGAAGACACCAUGAGGCAAUCUCUAAUUGAUCAACAGUCUCUUGGCGAGCGAGGGACGGCCACAGCCGCCAUGGAAAUAGAAAAGAGAAACCUGGGGACUGCCGCACUCAGCGCCAUGGCAGCCCUUUGCGCCGGACCAGUCAGUGUGACCACGGAGAGCGGAGUUGUCUUGCAGUUCGACGUACGGCGCAUGCUCGCCUGGAUAGAAACAAUAUUUAACUCUGGGAGUGACCGUAUCAACGUUAUCGGCCGGCGAGCGUUGAAGAACUUGAUCAUCUACAAUCAGGGGUAUCCAUAUCUGUUGGAGCAUUGCAUAGCGCGGUGCUAUCUAGCGGAGGCGCCCAAGGUUCUAGAAAGCUAUUUCGCGGUGAUCACAGAAGUUCUCCUCGAACGCAUUGAUUAUCCUUCGCAGUUUUGGAAAUUGCUGGCGUUGUGCUUGUUCACCCUCGGAAACGAUCAAAGCGACAUCCGAUCCAAGUCAGCACGCGUUCUCAGGGCGUUGGAAGAGAGGCAGCAGACCGCCCGCAACUCCAAGAUUCAAGAUUUUGACAUCAGCAUCUCGGACAAGACCAAGGCUGUCUACAAGCUGGCUCAGUUCGAGAUCUCCAAGCGGCUCGCCAAGCAACACCCCGAGGUUGCCUUUCAUAUCUUCUCUGAAUUCACCCUUUACUUCAAGAGCCUAGAACCAUUUUCGCAAAGGAAUGCCGUGGCCGUCAUCUUGCCGUGGAUCCAGACUAUUGAGUUGAAAGUUGAUCCGAACGGUGGUCCUAUAGCACAGUCCUAUGUGCUUCUCGCCAAUCUGCUCGAAAUCACCAUCAAGUCGAGCGCCGCGUUGCACAAUGAGGUUCAAGCCCUAUGGCAAGCUCUCGCAACUGGGCCCCAUCCUGGGAAUGUCCGACUUGUACUGGACUUUAUCAUAUCGUUGUGUUUGGAGCGGAGAGAGCAAAACUUCGUCGAGUAUGCCAAGCAAAUCGUGGUGUUCUUGUCGAGCACCCCUAGCACACCGGGUAUCAAGGUUGUCGAGUUUCUCUUGAUGCAAAUCAGCCCGAAAGCUAUGGUUCCGAAUGAGAAGAGGGAGAUCGUACCACCACCUCCGGAUAUCAACCAGCUUCCCUACUGUGCCGAUUUAUCAGAAGCACUGCCUGUCGGUACCAAGCAGGCAGGCUUUUCUCUCGGACAAUUGUCCCUGAUAUUGUUGGUCGACUUGAUGGUCGCACCCGUGCAACUGUCAGGGGAGAACUUGCCAGUCCUGUUGCAAGUUGUGACGGUGUUGUGGGACCACUAUACGCCUCUGGUGCAAGAGCAGGCUCGCGAGAUGCUUGUCCAUCUAAUCCACGAACUCGUCAUCUCGAAAAUGGACGAUGCGACACCGGUAGAGACCAAGAGCUCCAUCGAGGAUGUGAUUGAGGCAAUCCGUUGCCAUGACCGCUCUGUCGUCUGGAGCUACGAAGACAGCAACGGCAAAGUCGAUGACCGUGACAGCAAGGUCCCGCACAGCAUGGAGUACCUUACUGCAGAGGUGGUGAAGACUUUCGAGGUCACCUUUCCGGGGAUCAAGGAGCAGUGGAGCCGCCUCUCACUAACUUGGGCGACCUCAUGUCCAGUUCGGCAUUUGGCGUGCCGCUCUUUUCAGAUCUUCCGUUGCAUCCUAACUUCAGUAGACCAACUGAUGCUGGGCGACAUGCUUGCACGCUUGUCAAAUACAAUCGCGGAUGAGGACACCGAGAUUCAGACGUUCUCCAUGGAGAUUUUGACGACACUGAAAACCCUGGUUGCGAAGCUGGAGCCGGAGAAGCUUCUGUCCUAUCCACAACUGUUUUGGACAACGUGUGCAUGCUUGGAAUCGAUCAACGAACUCGAAUUCCUUGAGGCAAUCGAGAUGCUUGAUAUAUUCCUUGACAAGCUUGACUUCCACUCGCCGAACAUUCGACAGGCCCUUUUGGAUGGUCAGCCUCCCCGAUGGGAUGGUGUCUUUGAAGGCAUCCAGCCUUUACUAUACAAGGGUCUGAGAUCGUCAAUCUGCCUUCAGCCGACGCUUAAUUCGAUAGAGAAACUUGUCCAAUUACCGAGCGAUGCCCUCAUUGGCAGCGAUGACAGGCUCUUCUUUGCAAUUCUCGCGAAUUUCCCGCAGUUGUUGCAGGCAAUGGAGCAGGGCUUCACCGACGAUGGAACUUUGCAAACAGCUGGAAUUCUGCUUGAGGUGGCAGAGGCCCAGGGGCUCUCGGCGAUCUGCGAAUCCUUGAGUGAUUUUAUAGACUCGCGAUAUCAGUCGAGCAGGGCGCUGAUGGUUGAGCUCUUCGCAGCUCUGCGCGAAUUCUAUCUCCCACAGCUGGACUUCAAGAUGAUCACCAUGCUGAUGGGAUUCCUUACGAACAGCUUGUCGUCGGUCAAGAUAAUGACGAUGCGGUUACUCUGUGUCAUCAUCCCCGAGACUGAGAUGCGGAAACCCGAGAUUGCCGGCCAUGGCUCUGAUCUGCUAUCUCCACUCCUCCGACUGCUCCAAACCGAGUUCUGUAUGGAAGCACUGGUUGUGCUUGACAAUGUUGUUGCAGUGUCAGGAUCGUCGAUGGACAAGCACCAUCUCCGAAUGAGCAUGACCCGCUCCUCGUCGAAAGCGAUCCGGAAAGAAUAUGAGCGGACCCAGAGCCUGUUCGGUAUCCCCGAGGAGUCUGGAUGGGCGAUCCCAGUUCCGGCGAAGAAGACUGACGCCACCCGCGCCAACAUCCAUGCAGCAUUCUACAUGUGCCAGGCAGAUGCGGAGGAUGGCAUACCCACAGACCCAACCCCAACCCCUGAAGUUGAGUUCCAUGCCGAUCAUGACUACCGCUACGGCUAUUUUGAGAUGCCCGAGCGAACAGAAACCAUGAUGUCGGAUGAAGCCCGCGGCGAGGGCCACAUGGGCGAUUUGGUCAUGAAGCUCGACAGCCUGGACGACUUCUUUGACGACAUGUCGCAGACCUCGCCGAGCGAGGCCCGGUCAUCGAGGACCGUGACAGAGUUCACUGCCGAAGGCUAUGAGUCCGGCGCACGGCUCUACGAUGACGUGCUACCCAUUUUACACCAGGCGUCGACCAAUACCUCGUUCCACAACGGCUUCGUAGACCGCCUCCCGGUGCCGAGGGAAACCAACACAAACACGAUGAACCCAGCCGCAUUCAACCCAGAAAUCGCGACGCGGCCAGCCCUGCACUCGCGCUCCAUCACGUUGCCCUCGGCCCCGGGGUCGUAUCAGACGAACCUCGCCGAGUUCACGUCAGACGACGAGCUGACCGAGGACGUCUUCUCGGACGGCGACGACGAUGGCGUGCACGUUGGGCGGCGGGGUCCCGGGAGCGUCGACAGGGGUGGUGGACACAUGGCGACGGCGUCGGGCACCGCCGGCGAGAGCUCGUUCUUCCUCGAGAACAUGAUCAGGCCGAUCGCGCAGUCGACACGCACGCACAUGCGUCGGCUGACGGGCGGUCGGUCGCGCGACGCUGAGAGGCAGCGCGAGCUGUUCCGCGCCGGCGUGCCCUCGCCGCAGGUGCCUAAGGUGCCGUCAUCAUUCCUGACGCAGACACAAACGCAGAUGCAGACAAAACCCACCACGUCGCCAGGGGAUAUGCUGUGA
Anthostomella pinea is the source of this 7866-nucleotide messenger RNA. Lineage: Eukaryota; Fungi; Ascomycota; Sordariomycetes; Xylariales; Xylariaceae. The record is from the annotation of a GenBank genome assembly.